CUUAGCCUUUUGCCCCUUUAUCCUUUUACACCUGUACAGCACCAUCUGACCGCCUCCUCUCCCAUCUGUAGAGGUGUCUCCACGGCGGCGGAUCUUGAAUGUAAGCCGCUCGGUCUGGAAGCAGGCGAACGUGGCCAGCGACUUGUGGGAGAAGCUGACGGCACGCUGUGUGGACCGCCAUAGACACAUGGAGAGGACGUUGGAGCGUCUCCUGCAGACCCAGGCAGCCAUGGAGGAGCUGGCGGUAGCCCUGGAGCAGGCGGAGGGGGUGCGAGACGCCUGGGAGCCUGUGGGAGACCUUUUCAUCGACUCUCUGCAGGACCACAUAGACGCCACCAAGCUGUUUAAAGAGGAGCUGACCCAGGUGAAGGAGGGCAUGAAGCACAUCAAUGAUCUGGCCCACCAGCUGGCCAUCUCUGAUGUCCAUUUGUCGAUGGAGAAUGCCCGCGCCCUGGAGCAUCUCAACAGCAGAUGGAAACUGCUUCAGGGUUCCAUAGAGGAGCGGCUGAAGCAGCUCCAGGACGCUCAUAGAGACUUUGGCCCAGGAUCGCAGCACUUCCUCUCCAGCUCAGUGCAGAUACCAUGGGAGCGUGCCAUCUCCCCAAAUAAAGUGCCCUACUAUAUCAACCAUCAGGCCCAGACAACGUGCUGGGACCAUCCAAAGAUGACGGAGUUGUACCAAGCGCUGGCGGAUCUGAACAACAUCAAGUUCUCAGCAUACAGAACAGCCAUGAAGCUCCGGCGAGUACAGAAGGCACUGAGAUUGGAUUUAGUUGCUCUGGGCAGCCUGGGAGAGGUUUUCCGGGAGCAGGAGCUCCAGCACGGGGAGCAUGUGAUGGAUGUGGUGGAAGUGAUCCACGCCCUGACGGCUCUGUACGAGAGGCUGGAAGAGGAGAGGUCUGUCCUGGUCAACAUCCCCCUCUGUGUCGACAUGUGUCUCAACUGGCUGCUCAAUGUCUAUGACAGUGGUCGGAAUGGGAAAAUGCGUGUUCUCAGCUUCAAGAUGGGAUUGGUGAGCUUGUGUAAUGCAGAUGUCCAGGAGAAGUACAAAUAUUUAUUCCGUCAGGUGUCUGGUGCUGGAGGUUUGACAGACCAGCGUCACCUCAGCCUGCUGCUACAUGAAGCCAUCCAGAUCCCCCGCCAGUUGGGUGAGGUGGCUGCCUUCGGGGGCAGCAAUGUGGAACCCAGCGUCCGCAGCUGCUUCCGCAUGGCUCCAGGGAAGCCUGCCAUUGAAGUGUCCCACUUCCUGGAAUGGAUGAGCUUGGAGCCCCAGUCGAUGGUUUGGCUGCCUGUCCUCCACCGUGUGGCCGCGGCGGAGUCUGCCAAGCAUCAGGCCAAGUGCCACGUCUGCAAACAGUGUCCCAUCAAGGGUUUCAGGUAUCGCAGUCUGAAGCAGUUCAAUGUGGACAUCUGCCAGACAUGUUUCCUAACUGGUCGGACUACCAAGGGAAAGAAGCUGCACUACCCCAUCAUGGAGUACUACACACCAACCACCUCGGGGGAAAAGAUGAGGGAUUUUGCCAAGACUCUGAAGAAUAAGUUCAGGUCGAAGCAGUACUUCAGCAAGCACCCUCAGAGAGGUUACCUGCCAGUGCAAUCUGUGCUGGAAGCUGAGAGCUCAGAGACGCCCUGCUCAUCACCGAAGCUUCCCCAUGCAGACACACACAGCAGGAUUGAACAUUAUGCCAGCAGAUUGGCGGAAAUGGAGAGCCAGAAUUGUUCAUUCUUCACGGAUAGCCUGUCUCCUGAUGAAAGUCUGGAUGAAGAUCAGUACCUCCUGCGUCACUCCAGCCCAGCCCUGGACCAUGACUCGCCCUGCGGACAGCACCUGCUGCUGGCCCACCUGGAGCACCAGGACAAAGAGCAGCUCCAACGCACCCUGGCCCGCCUGGAGAAUGAGAACAGGGUGCUGCAGGGGGAGUAUCGGCGGCUCAAGUGGAAGCACGAGGAGGCGGCAUCAGUUCCCAUGCUGACUGAAUCCGGGGAGGGGGAUCUGGGCUCGCCCACGGCCAGUGGGCAGCAGGAUGAGGAGCUCCUGGCUGAGGCGCGGGUCCUCCGCCAACACAAGACACGCCUGGAGACCCGUAUGCAGAUCCUGGAGGACCACAACAAACAGCUGGAGUCCCAGCUGCGCAGGCUCAGGGAGCUACUGCUACAGCCCAAAGAUGAUUCGGAGGCCAAUGGGUCGGAACCGUCAACCCUGUCCUCUCCUGUGUCUGGAGGGGGUCACCACGGGGAGCCGGCCAGCAGAGAGACCACUGACACUGAAGCAGCAGGCGAUGAUAUGGAGCAUGAGCAGGACACGGUGCUGCAGCUCCAGGAGGUCAUUGAGCAGCUGAGGAACGUCUUCCCUUCAGAGCCGGGCACCACCUCACUCAUCUAACCCCGAGAGGGCCUUCAAGAGAAGAGUGAUGCCUGAAGGGAGGCCUGAUAGUGGAGCGAUGGAGGGAGGGGGAGGGGAGCGGGCUCCGUAUGGCUGAGGUCACCGCCACAGUACACCAGGCCCUGCGACCACAACAGCAGCUAUCUUACCCAGAGCUAACCCUCUAAUGGAACUCUGUGCACUAAAAGCCUUUUUCACACAAAUGGCUAAAGGCUAACGCUAACGUCCGCUCAGCCAGGCCUGUGCUUGCUGGCUCAGCUAAAAUUAGCGGCACAGCCUGACACCGUGUUAACCAGCCAAAGGAGACAAAUGUUAGUGGCAGGCCAGGGAGAGACUAAAGCAAAAGGAAGAUGUUUGUGCCCAGCCAAGACACUGUGCUAACCAGCAUCUCUGUAGUCGUCUUGAGGUGUGAAGCUUUAUAUCAGUCCACAGCACAAAUUGGACUUUCCAUAAAAAGGACUUUGAAAAUGCAAAAAGGAGUAAUAACAUAUAACCCCUUGUUCUGUCAGAAUGCCAGUAACUUCAAUGUGUUUGUGUGUUUUCUUUUUUCUUUUUGAAU
Myripristis murdjan (pinecone soldierfish) is the source of this 2942-nucleotide messenger RNA. It is a transcript of the gene drp2, whose product is annotated as dystrophin related protein 2. Gene Ontology annotation, biological process: synaptic signaling. Bases 188 to 2383 code for a protein of 731 amino acids. Gene Ontology annotation, molecular function: protein binding; zinc ion binding. The transcript has 20 exons. The record is from RefSeq and is a predicted model, not a curated record. Gene Ontology annotation, cellular component: plasma membrane. NCBI's taxonomy places the organism in Eukaryota, Metazoa, Chordata, Actinopteri, Holocentriformes, Holocentridae.